CUUGCAUAAACCUACCCAUACCCUUUUUUCUUCUAUGGUCAAUCCAGAACGUUGAUACGACAUCCAACGGCAUCUGUGAUGCGUAGCACAGAAAAGAAGAUCUCCGAAGCCGAAGGGAAACUCUGUCCCCACCCAAGCUAGCAGACCGAAAUGGCAUCCACCUCACCGGAAUCCGCCGUCGCCGCCGCCGGGGAUGUCAACGAUCCCAUCCAAAUCCGUCGCCUAGAGCUGUCCGACCAAGAGAGGGGCUUCGUGGAUCUCCUUUCCCAGCUCUCCACCUGCCCGGACCUCACUCCGGCCGAAUUCGCCAUGCGCUUCGCCGAGCUCGCAGCUCAAGGCGACGACCACGUCAUCCUGGUGGCCGAGGACCCCUCCGCCCCGGAGCGGAGGAUUCUCGCCACGGGGUGCCUCUUCGUGGAGCGCAAGUUCCUGCGAGGCGGCGGCAAGGUCGGGCACGUCGAGGACGUGGUGGUCGAUGCCGCCGCGCGCGGCAGGGGGCUCGGGCUCCGCAUCGUGCACCGCCUUGUGGGGAUCGCCAGGGACGCCGGCUGCUACAAGGUCAUCCUCGACUGCACACCCGAGCUGCGCGCCUACUACGCCAAGUGCGGAUUUGUGGAGAAGGGGGUUCAGAUGGCUGUCUACUUCUGAACCAGACUUCAGAGAGUCAUUGCUGAAGAUUGAUGGGCUUAUCCGCUUAUGCGCUUGUUCUGCUCUGGGGACCCAUCCAGAAAUUUCUGAUUUCAGCAUGGCAGCAUUUGUAUGAACCAUAUGCUGUGUUUUUUUUUUACUGAUGUUUUUGACGUUGAGAAAUUUCCUUGGAGCUAUUAAUUCUUUACAAGGACGAUAAAUUUCCAACAGUUAUCAGGCCUGCUAGCUUUCCUGCUUUGUUAUUAUGAGGUCACCACGAAAUGCUUCCCCUUUCUAUCCAGAUGUUUGCAUCAGAUGUUAAGAUCACUAAUUCUUUAUAAGGACGAUAAAUUUCCAACAGUUAUCAGGCCUGCUAGCUUUCCUGCUA
Messenger RNA from Setaria italica (foxtail millet), 1015 nucleotides. Its product is annotated as probable glucosamine 6-phosphate N-acetyltransferase 2. Gene Ontology annotation, molecular function: glucosamine 6-phosphate N-acetyltransferase activity; monosaccharide binding. The record is from RefSeq and is a predicted model, not a curated record. The transcript is spliced from 2 exons. Gene Ontology annotation, biological process: UDP-N-acetylglucosamine biosynthetic process. Bases 151 to 648 code for a protein of 165 amino acids. Gene Ontology annotation, cellular component: Golgi apparatus; endoplasmic reticulum-Golgi intermediate compartment; endoplasmic reticulum. NCBI's taxonomy places the organism in Eukaryota, Viridiplantae, Streptophyta, Magnoliopsida, Poales, Poaceae.